Molecule: messenger RNA, 2342 nt
Organism: Urocitellus parryii (Arctic ground squirrel)
Lineage: Eukaryota; Metazoa; Chordata; Mammalia; Rodentia; Sciuridae
Gene: Ptgr2
Product: prostaglandin reductase 2
Biological process (GO): prostaglandin metabolic process
Molecular function (GO): 15-oxoprostaglandin 13-reductase [NAD(P)+] activity
Source: RefSeq, a predicted model, not a curated record
CGUGGUGUGGUUGGAGGGCCAAGGUCGCGCAGGAGCCAGCCCCUCUCUUCGCUUCAAAUCUCGCGAGAUCGCCCCCAUGCUCCGCGACGGAAUUAUACAGAAAUCUUGUGAGACGACUGCACAAACAGAGUGAUGAUUGUACAGCAAGUAGUAUUAAAUUCCCGACCUGGAAAAAAUGGUAAUCCAGUGGCAGAGAAUUUCCGAUUGGAAGAAGUCAGUAUACCAGAUACUAUUAAUGAAGGACAAGUACAAGUUAGAACUCUUUAUCUUUCUGUGGAUCCUUACAUGCGUUGUAGGAUGAAUGAAGACACUGGUACUGAUUAUAUAGCACCUUGGCAGCUGUCUCAGGUGGUGGAUGGCGGAGGUGUUGGAAUUAUAGAAUUAAGCAAGCAUACAAAUUUGACUAAAGGUGACUUUGUGACUUCUUUCUAUUGGCCCUGGCAAACCAAGGCUAUUCUGGAUGGAAAUAGCCUUGAAAAGGUUGACCCACAACUUGUAGAUGGACAUCUUUCAUAUUUUCUUGGAGCUAUAGGUAUGCCUGGCUUGACUUCCUUAAUUGGAGUACAGGAAAAAGGUCAUGUAACUCCUGGAUCUAAUCAGACAAUGGUUGUCAGUGGAGCAGCAGGUGCCUGUGGAUCCUUGGCUGGGCAGAUUGGCCAUUUGCUGGGCUGUUCCAGAGUGGUGGGAAUUUGUGGAACACAAGAGAAAUGCCUCAUUUUGACCUCAGAACUGGGCUUUGAUGCUGCAAUUAAUUAUAAAAAAGGGAAUGUGGCAGAACAACUCCGAGAAUCAUGCCCAGCUGGAGUGGACGUUUACUUUGAUAAUGUUGGUGGUGACAUCAGCGAUACAGUGAUAAGUCAGAUGAAUCAGAACAGCCACAUCAUCCUGUGCGGUCAAAUUUCUCAGUACAAUAAAGAUGUGCCAUAUCCUCCUCCACUGCCCCCUGUGAUAGAGGCAAUCCAGAAGGAAAGAAACAUCACAAGGGAAAGAUUUAUGGUGUUAAAUUAUAAGGAUAAAUUUGAGCCUGGCAUUCUACAACUGAGUCAGUGGUUUAAAGAAGGAAAGCUAAAGAUCAAGGAGACUGUGAUAAAUGGAUUGGAAAACAUGGGAGUACAGGGAGCUGUGGUGGAGCACAUGACUCACAUGUGUGAAGCACUGGGUUCAAUCCUGAUCACCACAUAAAAAUAAAAUAAAGGUAUUGUAAAAAAAAAAGUACAGAUAGCUCUUGAUUUGAAUGUGAUCAGAAGAAUAUUUUCUUACGUAACUUAACUCUUUUCUAUAUCUUAAUAUCAUGUGUGCACUCUACAUCUAACAUUACCUAAAACAAUACUGAAAUUAAAAUGAUCCAUUUUUCUUUUGUUAAAACAUGUAUGACAUAAUUGUGUCAGACAUUCUGAAGCUACUGGAGAUUUGAUGCAACUGAUAAUGCAUCAAAUUUAUAAAUUUUUAAAAAUUAAUAACGUCUAUUAAUUUAAAAUAGAAUAAAUAUUCUAUUUGAAAUAAGAGGCAUGUAGUAAACAUUUGUUGGACUGGAAAAAAAAAAACUUCACAUGAUUCUUAAACUGAAACUUGGAAUAAGAACAGGAUUGGAAUGGCCUUUCCAUAUUGUAGGUGAAAACAGGACUUAAUGGUAUGAUAUGUAUGUAAGGACUGCAGGGUAGGGUUGGUUGGGUGUGAUUCAGAGCUUGUGGAACAGUUUUUGCAAAAGGAAAACAGAGGUUUGGGGUUGGGAGUGAUAUGAGAAAAUAAAUGGCUGAAGUCCGUCGGUUUGAGAGACCCAGAAGAUUUAAUCCAAAGGAUUAUCUAUUAAUGUUUUGCCAAAUAAUUCACUAUACUGCCUAAAAACCCAAUUUAUUUUAUUCUUUUAAGAGAGAAUUUUAAAGUUUAUUAUUAUUAUUUUCGGCGAACACAGCAUCUUUGUUUGUAUGUGGUGCUGAGGAUCGAACCCACUUGAGCCACAUCCCCAGCCCUAAAAACCCAAUUUAUAUAUUGAUAAAAGCAUAUGUUAAUCUUAGUUUAGUGUGCACAUAUUGUCAAAUAGUUGUCAAGAUUAGAGAGCAAGUAGAUAUAAACUUACUGGGAAUUUCAGAUAACUAAACAAGGAGGUUUGGGGGUGUAACUGAGUAGCACAACUCUGCUUGACCUUGAGGUCAGUCCCCAGCACAAGAACACCUAAAAAAACCAAAAUCAAAACAAAGACGGCUUCAGAAAACAACAGGACUGACUGGGAAAAUUAACCAAUGGUUGUAAUCAUGAAUGUUCAAAACCUAUUGAUGUACCUCUAAGUAAGUUUGUUUUAUUAAUUGUAUCCAACCCUUUGAAACAAUAAAAUUGAAGAUGUU